GAUACAACUGAGACCCAACAUAAACUCUCACUUCCGGUUACACAUAUAACCCAUAUUGAACAUAAACAAUAUCAAAUAUCGCUGAUACGUAUUUAUGCCUGUUUUCUUCGCUUUUAUAAGACAAAAUACCGCUUUAGAGGUUACUGGUUUCGGUUAUAUCUCGUUUAGAAGACAAAGCUCACAAACGUUUGGCUGCAAUUGAAAAUCGCAACACAAUACUCUUCGUUUUGAAAGAACGUAGCUGAGCUGAGUUGGCAGCUUAAACCUAACUCUGUAGACUACAGGUUAGUGUCUUCCAUUGAAUUCUCAGUUUGGGAGUUUGACCAGUUGUUUUACUUAUACGCAUGAGACAAAUACAAUAUACCAAGGUCCAAGACAGUGACAUUCCAAUCUUGAUAAGUUUACGAAAAUGUCUGCACUUUUAACCUGUACAGUAGAGUAAAUGUUUGUAUACUAAUUCUCGCUUGUUAUAACUGCGGUAGACUAAGUUUAUAACCGGGAAUCCACAGUGAUCGGUAGAUGGAUCGACUCGUAAAAGGGCUCAAAACGUUUGAAUUAUUCUUAAAAAAAAGUUUUUAAAAUGAUUGCAAAGUUUGACUCGAUGAAACAGAGUUAAUAAAUUGCAAUGGAAGCCUCUGAAACGCAAUUUAUUAUCUAGUAGAGGUGUUUGGGAUUAGACCUUGAACAAUGUUGUGUUUUUUCAGAACUUAAUUAAACUUAUGGAAAUGCAACACGAAAACUACGUCGAGGAGUUCUCUCGUGAACGACUAAUGGAAGACAUACGACAGUACCCUUGCAUUUACGACAAGUACGACAAAGACUAUCCAGACAAGAACGCCAAGAACAAUGCCUGGUCGGCCAUAGCAGCGAAGUAUGGUAUCACCCCAGCAGAUGCGGAUAAAAAGUAUAAAACAAUGCGUAGUUCUUAUACCAGGUAUUUAAAGAAAAAACGAAAUACGCCGCCAGGAGCCAAAGUGCCGCCCCUACCUUUGGCGUUUGUAAACUUAGACUGGCUUGCGAGUCACAUCGACCACAAGGAGACGUCUGUGAAAUAUGCAGUCAAUGAAGCUAAAGAUGAUUUUUAUAGUGAUUACAUGACAGACGGAGAGGAUGCGUACCACAGCAGUUAUGGUGAAAUAAUGCGAGAAGAGAACAAUUCAGGCGAUCUGAUAGAAGUACCUAGCUCAAAUAUAGCCAGUCGCGCACGAGAUAGCUUAAAACCAGAGCAAGCGACAAGUCGUCAUGUAAUGGAAAGUUUAAAACCAACGACGACCAGAAGCCAAACACCUCAUGUAAAGGACAAUCUUCGACCCGACCCUUUGCCGACACCACACGUAACGACACCUGAAUAUCAAUCGAUUCGAGCUACUUCUCCGCCUGUUAACAAUCAUAGCAAUCUCGUGUCUAGCACACAAACCCCCCAAGCAAACUGUCCGAAAACCAUCACAAUGUACUACAACACACCAAACGACUCGCCUAGUGACACCGUGUUUAAUCUCAUACCCUUGGAGUCCGUAAAGCCUACAACAACGACGCCACCACUGUCGUCGGAAAGUAACGGAAAACGAAAACGGAUCGAGUGCGACGACGAAGAUGAAUUGUUUUUCCUGAGUCUCGUACCAACUCUUAAGAGACUGGGCCCGAGAAAUAAGACCAUUGCUAAAAUGAGAAUUCAACAAGUCCUAUUUGACUUGGAGUUCCCCGAAAGUGGGUAGAAUUUGAAACGCUUCGGUCGAACUAUGCGGGAUGACAGGCGUAAGGUUGGAACGAUUGUUAAUUCAUAUUUUCUUUUUUGAACGAACAUAACAAGAUGCCGUUUAACCGUGUCUUUUUACAGCAUAUUAACAACAACAUUGUGAAAUGAAUCUCGCCAGAUACUAUUUUAGAUUAUGUUGUUCAAAGUGUUUGUAUAGGCAGCGACAUUUUUAUUUUGACAAUUCUACGUUGCAAAAUAGACCACUUGCAUUAUGACGUCACACGCACAGUUGCAACACACGGCAUCCAUUUCGUUUGAAAGCAAGUUACAGCCCCCUCCCGUCAUGCAUCACGGGCACUCAUGCGUGUGACGUCAUAAUGCAAGUGGUCUAUUGCCAUCAUGCCUCUGUGUAUGUCUGCUCUGUACACAUAUUAUACUCUUUGGUAAAAAUACUUCUUGCCCAGCUUCACUAACAACAGACGCAUACACGGUAGCUAAUUACCGUCUGGCUAACUACCAUUGCUUAGCAAGGGUGAACUGCGUGUGUGAAACGCUUCAUAUGGCUAACGUCAUAGAAGAUAGAUACAGCGCUAAAACUACCUGGCGAUAAUGAAGGAUGGAGUUAUUGUGUAUUUCCUUUUUUUAGGCAGCCCGGCAAGAAAUUAUGCGAUUUUAAAUAAAGUGCAUCCUGGGUGAUUUACUGGGGGUUUGAUAAUUACACUUUUGAAUGUGGGAAUUUGGAGGUUU
Messenger RNA from Dendronephthya gigantea, 2443 nucleotides. RefSeq lists its product as uncharacterized. The record is from RefSeq and is a predicted model, not a curated record. Gene Ontology annotation, biological process: regulation of transcription by RNA polymerase II. Gene Ontology annotation, molecular function: DNA binding. Gene Ontology annotation, cellular component: nucleus; transcription regulator complex. The transcript is spliced from 5 exons. NCBI's taxonomy places the organism in Eukaryota, Metazoa, Cnidaria, Anthozoa, Malacalcyonacea, Nephtheidae. Bases 720 to 1715 code for a protein of 331 amino acids.